Molecule: messenger RNA, 1662 nt
Organism: Phialemonium atrogriseum
Lineage: Eukaryota; Fungi; Ascomycota; Sordariomycetes; Cephalothecales; Cephalothecaceae
Product: Glucanosyltransferase-domain-containing protein
Exons: 3
Coding region: 189-1538 (449 amino acids)
Biological process (GO): fungal-type cell wall (1->3)-beta-D-glucan biosynthetic process; fungal-type cell wall organization
Cellular component (GO): plasma membrane
Molecular function (GO): 1,3-beta-glucanosyltransferase activity
Source: RefSeq, a predicted model, not a curated record
GGGAAAGUCGGAGAAGCUCAUUCACUUAGCUCCAGCUCCAGUUCCCUCUCGCGCUCGCUUUCUUCUUCCUAGAAGGACAUUUCCAGUCGCUCUUGUGAUCUCGCCCGCAACCCCCAGUUGCCUCGCCCUCGACUCGACUCGACGCGUCGCCUAUCACUCCGGUCCACAAUCGCCCAGACACCAGGACGAUGAAGCUUUCUUGGCUGGCCGGGUCGUUGCUCGGCGCCAUCCCGACCCUCGCUAUCCCGACCAUCACAGCUGUUGGGAACAAGUUCUUCACGAGCGAAGGCGAUCAGUUCUUUCUGAAAGGUACCCUACCUUCCUAUGAGUUCUGCCCGCAGUCGCAAGCUCGAGAUUCUAACUUUUGCACAGGAAUUGCAUACCAAUUGAGACCAGAUGACCCACUCAUUGACACCGAGCAGUGCGCCCGGGAUGCUGCACUCAUGAAGACCCUGGGCGCCAAUGCUAUCCGCGUGUACCACGUCGACGCCAAAGCAGACCACUCGGGCUGCAUGUCCGAGUUUGCCAAGGCUGGCAUAUACGCUCUGAUAGACAUGGAUACCUUCAACACAUAUAUCCUGCCGAACAAUCCGUGGUGGAACGAGACGCAAUACAAGGCCUACGCCGCGGUCAUGGAUGCCUUCUCUGAUUUCGACAACACUCUCGGCUUCUUCGUUGGCAACGAGAUCAUUGCUAUCUCGAACCAAUCAACGGCCGCACCCUUCAUCAAGGCGGCAUCUCGCGACUUGAAGGCCUACCGUGACAAAAAGGGGUACCGCAAGUUCCCCGUUGGCUACUCCGCCACUGAUAUUGCCGAGCUGCGGCCUAUGCUCCAGGACUACCUCACGUGCGGAGGAAACCCGGCCGACAACGUUGACUUCUUUGCGCUCAACUCGUACGAGUGGUGCGAUCCGGCAGACUACCUAAACUCAGGUUAUCAGAACCUGCAGUCUAUGGCCGUGGACUUCCCUGUUCCCAUCUUCUUCUCAGAAACUGGCUGCAACGUCCCUGGACCCAGGCUUUUCGACGAUCAGGCCGCCAUCUUUGGCCCUGAGAUGGUGAAUGACUGGAGUGGCUCCAUCAUCUACGAAUGGAUCGAGGAAGCAAAUAACUACGGCCUGAUUUCGUACGGCCCCGCGCUCAAUCCCACGGCCGUCGGCGAGGAUAUCGACGACGGCUUCACCCGAAAGGGCACACCGCUCCCGGUUUCCCCCGACUUCAACAACCUCAAGUCCCAGUGGGCAAAGAUCACCCCCACGGGUGUUGCCAGCUCCGAGUACACCCCAAAGGUCUCGACACGAAAGUGCCCAGCCUCGACUUCGGGCGGCUGGCUCCUCGACGGAAACGUCGCGCUACCGACCAUCGGUGAGACCUUCAGCGGCUCCUUCUCCUCCGCCCCCACCGCCGCACCCUCGAAGACGGGCGGGACCGCAGCGUCGCCGUCCUCGACCAAGAAUCCCGCCCCCGCGAACAAGGAGAUCGCCGGCAUGAGCGCCGGCCUCGUCGGCGUCAUGCUCUUCUUCACGUUUUGGCUGUGAGGCUCUCGCAGCUCCUCCUAAUGAUAUACCCCCUUGAAAGAAGUCUUAUGAGAGAUAUUCCCCCGUUUACGAAUUUGAGUUUUAUACCGGACGGGGGCUUGCAUGUUUUAGUGGGCGGAACUUU